Cyphomyrmex costatus is the source of this 1398-nucleotide messenger RNA. RefSeq lists its product as uncharacterized. Gene Ontology annotation, biological process: DNA integration. The record is from RefSeq and is a predicted model, not a curated record. Lineage: Eukaryota; Metazoa; Arthropoda; Insecta; Hymenoptera; Formicidae. The transcript has 2 exons. Gene Ontology annotation, molecular function: nucleic acid binding. Bases 1 to 1398 code for a protein of 465 amino acids.
AUGGCCUAUUACACCCAAAUCAGAAGUUCCAACAAUAGAACAACUGAGCUAAAAGACUCAUUACACAAUCUUGCAAAGCUAGCGCAGGAGGAAUCCUUUCCAACAGAGAGGCGAAUACUUCUGCAAAGUGAUUCCAUUAUACAUGGAAAAUUAGCAGCACUCAAUACGUUUAUUGACCAAGACAAUCUCAUACGUGUAGGCGGGAGAUUAAAAAACUCAGAGUUUCACUCAGAUAAAAAACAUCCCAUUGUUUUGUCAGCAGAUCAUCAAUUUACAAAACUUCUAUUCAAAGGCGAACAUUUGACUUUAUUGCAUGCAGGACCACAAUCACUCUUAAGUUUAAUUCGUCAACAGUUCUGGCCGAUCGGGGGCAGAAAUUUAGCUCGAAAAACAGUGCACGAUUGCAUCAGAUGUUUUCGGAGCAAUCCCAGGCAGUCAACAAUUCCAAUGGGAGAGUUACCGAAAGCACGCGUAUCUCAAACCAUGCCCUUUCAUAACACGGGUGUGGACUAUGCAGGUCCUUUCAUAGUAAAAGAUAGAAAGGGAAGAGGCAGUAAAACAAGUAAGGCUUUCGUGUGUUUAUUUAUUUGUUUCGCCACGAAGGCACUUCAUCUCGAAUUAGUAUCUGAUUUAACCUCAGAAGCAUUCAUCGCAGCACUUAGACGUUUUUCAGCUCGACGUGGUAAACCUGCACACAUGUACUCCGAUAACGGAACGAACUUUGUCGGAGCAAAUAGAGAAUUAAAAGAGUUAGAGCAAUUAUUAAGAGAUAACGCGGAAUCUAUCGAAAACACAAUGAAUGAAAUUGGCAUUAGUUGGCAUUUUAUACCCGCGCACUCACCACAUUUUGGUGGUCUCUGGGAGGCCGGGGUGAAGUCUACAAAACAUCAUUUAAAACGAGUGGCAGGCAACGCGAUUUUAACAUACGAAGAGCUUUAUACAUUAUUAGUUCAAGUCGAAGCUAUAUUAAACUCUCGCCCUUUAACUCCAAUGUCAUCCGAUCCUAACGAUCUUCUUCCCAUCACUCCUGCUCACUUUCUGGUUGGUCGUCCGCUCACAUUACCAGCAGAUCCCACACUAACAGAAUUGCCAGAAUCCAGGUUGUCAAGGUGGCAAUUGAUUCAAAGUCUACAGCAGCAUUUUUGGACACGGUGGAGCAAAGAGUACAUCUCAGAGCUACAACAGCGUGUAAACAAAACGAAGUCAACCAAACCCAUCGCUGAGGGCGCUAUGGUGCUCAUCAAGGAGGACAACCUUCCUUCACUCAAAUGGAGGCUUGGACGUAUCAAAACAAUCCAUCCAGGAAAGGACAACAUAGCCAGGGUGGCUACCAUACAGAUUUCAACAGGAACAACGCGUAUCGCGAUCGCGAAACUUUGUCCGUUACCGAUGGAGUAA